AUGUUAGCAGCAUCUUUGAUCUGGGGAAUAGUGGUGAUACUAUGCUGUUGUUUUUGGUUUAUUCUGGGAAUAAGGAGGAGGCGUCCAGGUGAGCCGCCAGUGGAAAAUGGGCUACUUCCAUAUCUGGGCUGCGCUUUGCAAUUUGGUGCCAACCCUCUUGAAUUUCUCAAAGCAAGACAAAAGAAAUAUGGGCACAUUUUCACUUGCAAAGUGGCUGGAAAAUAUGUUCAUUUUCUCACUGACCCUUUUUCAUACCAUUCAGUGAUGUGCCAAGGAAGGCAUUUGGACUGGAAAAAGUUCCACUUUGCUGCUUCUGCAAAGGCUUUUGGACAUGGCAGUAUUGACCCACGUGAUGGAAACACCACUGAAAAUAUGCAUCAGACUUUCAUUAGAACCCUGCAAGGUAAUGCCCUGAAUUCCCUCAUUGAAGCUAUGAUGGAAAAUCUACAAUAUGUCAUGCUGCAAUCAAGUACAUCUAAACUGCAUUCCAACAACUGGGUAUCAGAUGGGCUUUAUGCGUUCUGUUGCCGGGUGAUGUUUGAAUCUGGCUUUUUAACACUUUUUGGCACAGAGUUUAAUUCAACCCAAGACAAGAAUCUAUCUCAGCAGGAAACCCAGAGAGCACUUAUUCUAAAUACUCUUGAAAACUUCAAGGAUUUUGAUAAAAUUUUCCCAGCCCUUGUUGCAGGCGUGCCUAUCCAUGUGUUCAAGAGCGCCCACAAUGCACGGGAGAAGCUGGCAGAGGCUCUACUCCAUGAGAACCUCAGAAAAAGGAACAAUAUCUCUGAGCUCAUCACUCUCCGUAUGUUCUUAAAUGACACUCUAUCGACUUUUGAUGAUAAGGAAAAAGCAAAAACCCACCUGGCUGUACUAUGGGCUUCACAAGCUAACACAAUACCUGCUACUUUCUGGAGCUUGUUCUAUCUUAUAAGGAGCCCAGAAGCAAUGAAAGCAGCUACUGAAGAGGUGCAAAAAACACUGGGAAAUGCUGGUGAAAAGAUCGACUUACAUUUGCCAUCUAUCUCCUUGAAUCGAAAACAACUGGAUAAUAUGCCAGUAUUAGAUAGUAUUAUCAAGGAAGCAAUGAGGUUGUCCAGUGCAUCCAUGACUGUCAGAGUUGCUAAGGAGGAUUUCACUUUGCACUUGGAUAAUGACUCCUACAACAUCCGCAAAGAUGACAUUGUAGCUCUUUAUCCUCAGCUGCUGCACUUUGAUCCAGACAUCUAUGCUGAUCCCUUGACAUUCAAGUAUGAUCGCUAUCUCAAUGAGAAUGGAGAAGAAAAGACUAUCUUCUAUCGCAAUGGUCAGAAGUUAAGAUAUUAUUACAUGCCAUUUGGAGCAGGAGUAGCAAAAUGUCCUGGAAGAUUAUUUGCUGUCCAUGAAAUCAAACAGUUUUUGACUUUGGUACUUUCAUACUUUGAAAUCGAGCUUCUUGACAGCAAUGUGCCGUGUCCUUCUUUAGACCAAUCCCGAGCAGGGCUGGGUAUUUUACAACCAGCUAAUGACAUUAAUUUCAAGUACAGAUUAAAAUGUCUGUGAAUAUAUAAGACAUUUUACCUAUAGGGGAAAAAAAAUCAGUAUCGAGAUUAUCAUUGAUCUAAAACCCCCAAACAGAUUGCAUUAGCAUUAUGGUGUAAUGUGAACACCACACAGUGCUGGUAGGGAUUACAGAAAUGGCUGUUUUUCCUUUCACCAGGGUUAUCAUAGGCAAACUGAGAUUUUUGUAUUGGGGAAUCAGGCAUACAUUUUCUUUAUUGCCAGCAAACACAACUUCUUCCUGUGAAUGGAGUAAGAAUAUUGCCCUCUGAGUUAAAUUAUUUCCCCAUAUUUGCUUGUAAACAAUUUUUUUGCCAUUUUCACAGAUGAAAGGUCUUAUUUUUUUCAUUAUUGCAACAUUUUUGUUGUAUAAUGGCAGGACAUUUUUGUUUUGUACCUGUGGAAAAUGCUUUAUGUUUUCAUGAAAAACUAGCACAAUUUUUGAGGAAAACCUACAAAAUGUUUCACGUUUUAGUGAAACUGCACCAGCUUGUACUAUAUUCCUGGUGUGAGAAUCUUUUCACAAAACUCGAACCACAUGGGCAUGAAUCAUAUUGACUGAUGGAAAUGCUUCUGUCAGUUGUCUGCUGUUUCAUCAUUUUUCAACAAUCCAAUGUCAAAGCACUGGGGUCAACCAUGAUUCGUUUGGCAAUUCUAUACAAUUUUAUUCAUUUCAGUGUUCCAAACACUGGGUAAUUAACAUCAUACAAGACCAAUUAAAUUUGGAUUGAUUUUUUAGGAAAAUUUCUUCAGGGUGUAAAAGGUGGUUUUGUGGUCAUCUGUCAAUGAAAAGAACAAAUGAGAAUCUAAUCUAUAAUUGGGUUUCCCCAUUCCUUGUUUUUAGGGAUUGAAGGUCUGAUCUUGCAACCCUUACUCAUGAGAGUAACCCCUUCCAGGAAGAGAUCACACAAAGAGCUCUCAGCCAUUUCCAAACUCCAUAUACAGGCAAAUAUUCCAUUACAACUAGUAAAA
This is a messenger RNA of Mauremys reevesii (Reeves's turtle), 2508 nucleotides long. RefSeq names its product cytochrome P450 7A1. NCBI's taxonomy places the organism in Eukaryota, Metazoa, Chordata, Testudines, Geoemydidae. Gene Ontology annotation, biological process: cholesterol catabolic process; cholesterol homeostasis; cellular response to glucose stimulus. Gene Ontology annotation, molecular function: heme binding; iron ion binding; cholesterol 7-alpha-monooxygenase activity. The transcript is spliced from 6 exons. The record is from RefSeq and is a predicted model, not a curated record. The coding region runs from base 1 to 1539 and encodes 512 amino acids.